AUGGCUAAACCACGUAAAUCUAUGAUGAAACGCCCAAUUCCCGAAGGGGAAUCAUCGGACACAAGUAUGGAAUCAAAACCCCAGAAGACGUCGUUGAACUCCUUGAUGAUCAGUCGGUUAGAGGAAAAAGAAGAACUACAACACUUGAAUGAUCGUCUUGCCAAUUAUAUUGAAUACUUGCAUAAAAGCAUUUUCGGAAAAGAAUUACGUUCUCAUGUCGACCUACUGACAGAAUCUUUAAAAGAUAAAUUAAAUGAUUAUACCAAAGGUUUUGCCAAUGAAGUUGAAUUAUUACGUCAAAAUUUGAAUAGAACAGCAUGGGAUUUAGCUAAUUCAAAGAGUCAGUUAAACAAAGCUACUUCGGAGUUGGAAGAAACCGUUAAACAGCUAAAACAUUCAAAGUCUAAAGAGAAUGAAUUAACUAAUGAAGUGAUUUCGUUAACUAAUCAACUGUCUCAGCUGCAAUCGCAAUUAGCUGAUUGUAUUCAUUGUAAAACAGAUUAUGAUUCUCUGAUAAAGCAACACAAAAUACUGAAGACUCAAUUAGAAAAUGAAACUCUCCUGCAUACAGAUACAAAGAAUCAACUGAUUACUGCUUUAGAACAGUUAGAGUUUAAAGAUCAAUUGUUAGAUAAAGAACGUAAUAUCUGGAAUAGUGAAUCGAUUCAAUUGCAUUUGACAUCAGUAAUUAAAGGCGCUGAAGCGAAUUAUAAUGACAGAUUACAGGAAUUAUUAUAUGAGUUACGUUCACAAAUGGAGGCACAAUAUGAUGAUGCGAAAAAGAAAAUAGAAGAAGGCUUGAAGGCUAAUUUAGAUGCAGAAAAAUUACGAACAUCUAGUCUAGAGAAAGAUCUCAUAAAUAAACUCAAUGAAUGUCAACGAUUAUCACUCUUAGUCUCGUCUCAUACAACUGAGUUGUCCGGUUGUCGUAAUGAAUUGGAAGCUGCACGUAAAGAAAUACAAAAUCUUGAAUGGAAAUUACGAGUUAGUGAGGAUAAAUUGAACGGAGUCGCCAGUCAUCAUCGUUCUGAAAUCGAACGUCUUCUAGGCCUAUUGGCUGAUAAAUCGACUGAAUGUGCUGAGUUGGCUGGGAUUAAAAUACAGUUAGAUGCAGAAAUUGCAAUGUACAGAAAGUUGUUAGAAUCUGAAGAGUCUCGCCUUCAUAUAUCUCCGGACGUAAAGAUGACAGGUGUACCAAUCGUUCGUACAUCUAUUAGUAGUAGUACUACCAAACGGUCACGUGACAAGCGUACAUCCUCAGUAUUAGUUGACCAGCAACCGUCACCACCAAUAGUUAAAAAGCUGCAUGAUGUUGACUUAGAUGUUGUUGUUGAUUUGAGUAAAUCUGACCUAACUCCAAGCCGACAUCAACGUCUAACGUCUACUCCUCUAUUCCGCGUUCCAUAUUCACCGCAUGCUGCCACUGCUGAUGGUGAUGAUGAUCUGUCUAUCACACAGGAGACUUUACACUCAAAGCAUACUUCACACUUGAAAACAAAAACUGUCAUCUGGCCGACAGAGAGUAAGCUCAAGUUGGAUAAAACUGGUUUAUCCACAUCUUCAUCAAGUUUAAUUGGGAAUUCUGUACGCAUAACAUGUCAUUCUGAUGGUCCAAUACACUUUGCUAGUGCUGAUCCUGGAGACGGUUUAUUACGUGUUUAUAAUGCCAGUGAAAAGGUCAUUAACUUAAGUAAUUGGCGUUUGUAUGCUGGUCCUACACGCGAUGGUUCUUCAGAUUUUGCACAACUCUAUACCUUUCCAGAUUGUCAGAUUUUACAACCACAUGCAGAAUUACAAGUAUUUUUGUGCUGGGCAGCAGAACCAUCACAGGUAUCUUCUGCGAAACGUGCUUGUCGUGAUGUUGCUGCAACUUUGCAUCUAAUUACGCCUAUAUCCGUUUGGAAUCAGUAUAACAGUGUAAUUGCUCUACAAGAUUCGCUUGGUUCUGUCCGAGCUACUUGUGAAAUGCAGCCGUGUGGUGAAAAGUUUUCGAAGAAGACAACAGCAGUUUCUGAUAGUUUAAAGGAUGAUUCAUCUGUUGAUGUGUCAGAUAAUGAAUCAUCUUCAAGUGAUUAUCAUGACUCGUUAACUGUACAGCCUGAACAUCAUCAAGGUGAAUCAGUUAAGAGAGUGACAACUUCAGAGACAAAGAGAAUUUUAUCAUCAGCACGCAGUAGUAGUAGUAGUAGCAAAGGUGCUCAUUUCGAUUUACCUCAACGUGUCAGCAUGGUUCAUUUUCGUAAUAAUAUUUGGUCAAAUGAAUCGCAUUCGUCGACAAACAGGCGCAAUUCAUUUACAUGUGAAUUACUGUGA
Molecule: messenger RNA, 2313 nt
Organism: Trichobilharzia regenti
Lineage: Eukaryota; Metazoa; Platyhelminthes; Trematoda; Strigeidida; Schistosomatidae
Source: the annotation of a GenBank genome assembly